Nyctereutes procyonoides (raccoon dog) is the source of this 2268-nucleotide messenger RNA. It is a transcript of the gene MKS1, whose product is annotated as MKS transition zone complex subunit 1. Gene Ontology annotation, cellular component: MKS complex. Bases 17 to 1696 code for a protein of 559 amino acids. NCBI's taxonomy places the organism in Eukaryota, Metazoa, Chordata, Mammalia, Carnivora, Canidae. The record is from RefSeq and is a predicted model, not a curated record. The transcript is spliced from 18 exons. Gene Ontology annotation, biological process: cilium assembly.
GCGAGUCGCAGCUGUCAUGGCGGAGACGGUCUGGAACCCUGACACCGGGGAGGCUGUGUAUCGCUCCCGGGACCCCGUGCUCAACUUGCGCCUCCGAGUCCACCUGCAAAGAAUCACAUCCAGCAACUUCCUCCGUUACCAGCCCGUUGCCCAGCUUGGGAAGGACCUCAUAGACUUGGCCACUUUUAGGCCUCACCCAACUGCCAGUGGACACGGCUCAGAGGAAGAGGAAGAGGAAGAGGUCGUGAUUGGGUGGCAGGAGAAGCUCUUUAGCCAGUUUGAAGUAGAUCUGUACCGAAAUGAAGCAGCCUGUCAGAGCCCUUUGGAUCAUCAGUACCGUCAAGAGAUCCUGAAGCUGGAGGAUUCUGGUGGCAGGAAGAACCGAAGGAUUUUUACCUACACGGACUCUGAUAGAUACACCAAUGUGGAGGAGCACUGUCAGAAAAUGACCACUGCGGCCCGGGAGGUGCCAUCAUUCUUGGUCGAACGAAUGGCCAAUGUCAGGCGACGACGGCAGGACAGGCGAGGGAUGGAAGGCGGCAUCCUCAAGUCACGAAUUGUCACCUGGGAACCCUCAGAAGAGUUUGUCAGGAACAACCAUGUCAUCAACACCCCUCUUCAGACAAUGUACAUCAUGGCAGACCUUGGGCCGUAUGGAAAACUUGGCUAUAAGAAGUAUGAACAUGUCCUCUGUACUCUGAAGGUGGACAGCAAUGGUGUGAUCACAGUAAAACCUGAUUUCACUGGCCUCAAAGGACCUUACAGAAUUGAGACUGAGGGGGAGAAGCAGGAGGUGUGGAAGUAUACAGUGGACAAUGCAUCCUCCCUCGCACAGCCAGAGGAGGAAGAGCGGGAACAGCGUGUGUUCAAGGAUCUUUAUGGCCGGCACAAGGAGUAUCUCAGCAGCCUUGUGGGCACGGACUUUGAGAUGACUGCCCCAGGUGCCCUCCGGCUCUUUGUAAACGGAGAGGUAGUUUCAGCCCAAGGCUAUGAGUAUGACAAUCUCUACGUCCACUUCUUUGUGGAAUUGCCAACCACUAAUUGGUCAAGCCCAGCAUUCCAGCAGCUCUCAGGAAUAACACAGACCUGUGCCACCAAAUCCCUGGGAAUGGAGAAGGUGGCUUACUUCUCCUACCCAUUCACAUUUGAGGCCUCUUUCCUCCAUGAAGACGAAUCUACUGAUGCUCUCCCAGAGUGGCCUGUGCUCUACUGUGAGGUCCUCUCACUGGACUUCUGGCAGAGGUAUCGUGUGGAAGGCUACGGGGCCAUGGUGCUGCCUGCCACCCCAGGCUCGCACACCCUGACUGUCUCCACGUGGAGGCCCAUGGAGCUCGGCACGGUGGCUGAGCUGAGGAGGUUUUUCAUUGGCGGCUCUCUGGAACUGGAGGACCUUUCCUACGUGCGGAUACCAGGAACCUUCAAGGGGGAGCGUCUGAGCCGCUUUGGGUUCCGCACCGAGACCACAGGCAGUGUCACAUUCCGCUUGCACUGUCUGCAGCAGUCCAGGGCCUUCAUGGAGUCAAGCUUCCUCCAGAAAAGGAUGCGGAGUGUGCUGGACCGUCUGGAAGGUUUCAGCCAGCAGAGUUCAGUUCACAGUGUGCUGGAGGCCUUCCGUCGUGCCCGGCGCCGCAUGCAGGAGGCCCGAGAGAGCCUUCCCCAGGACCUAGUGAGCCCCUCGGGAACCAUGGUUUCCUAGCUCACUGUGGCCCCGGUCCCCUCUGCAAGAGGACAAGACAGGUACCAUCUGAGGCCAGUGCCCUCCCGCGUCUUCAUCUUUCUCACAAGUGACCCCAUUGGACUGCCGAGAACCAGAAGAGCUGAGCAAGUCCCAGGCCAGCCCCUCUGCCUAAUCUUCAGCAGGGCCUCCCCGCUGCUGGGUAGCAAUAAUGCUGGAGACCCUAUGGUGCCCCUCUUCAUAUUUCCUUUCCUGCAAGUGGCUGUCACAACAAGGCAGGCCUGUUGGGUUAGCCCAGUGUGGGGUUCUCUUUUCUGGCUUGUCUCACUGUCUCAAGAGCAGGGAGCUGCAGGUGCCUCCUGCUUCUCAGCCUGCCUUACAAAUGGAGGCUCAAGUAAGGGAAGAAGGAGAGAUCUUGAAUUCCUGCCUGAAGGCCUCAGCCUCCUCUUUCUAGGGUAGCCUUGUCCUGCUGCCUGGGGUUUGUUGGGUUUGAGAUAUGAGUAAGUGAAGGCUGAAGGCAGUGCCCAGUCCUCUCUGCUAGCCAGGUAGUAUCUUUUAUUGUGCUUUUUGUACAUAAGAACUUUUUAUACUGA